Molecule: messenger RNA, 1311 nt
Organism: Brettanomyces bruxellensis
Lineage: Eukaryota; Fungi; Ascomycota; Pichiomycetes; Pichiales; Pichiaceae
Gene: SUP45
Product: Polypeptide release factor (eRF1) in translation termination
Exons: 1
Coding region: 1-1311 (436 amino acids)
Biological process (GO): cytoplasmic translational termination
Cellular component (GO): translation release factor complex; cytosol
Molecular function (GO): translation release factor activity, codon specific; sequence-specific mRNA binding
Source: RefSeq, a predicted model, not a curated record
AUGGCAUUCGAAGACUCAGAUGCAGACAAAAAUGUGGAGAUUUGGAAGGUGAAGAAAUUGAUUAAGAACUUGGAACAGGCAAAGGGUAACGGUACCUCAAUGAUCUCAUUGAUUAUGCCUCCUAGGACUCAAAUUUCAAUUACACAGAAGAUGUUAACGGAUGAAUAUGGUACCGCAUCAAAUAUCAAGUCGCGAGUGAAUAGAUUAUCGGUCUUGUCGGCUAUUACUUCAACACAGCAGAAGUUGAAGUUAUACAGUACUGUGCCCAAAAAUGGUUUAGUCAUAUACUGUGGUGAAGUUCUCACAUCGGAGGGAAAAGAAAAGAAGCUCACUAUAUCUUUUGAGCCAUUCAAGCCAAUUAACACAUCCUUGUACUUGUGUGAUAACAAGUUCCAUACGGAGCCACUUUCUGAAUUGCUGGAGAGUGAUGAUAAGUUUGGUUUCAUUAUCAUGGAUGGUAACGGAGCAUUAUUUGGUACCGUUUCUGGUAACACCAGAGAGGUUUUGCAUAAAUUUACCGUUGAUCUUCCAAAGAAGCAUGGAAGAGGUGGUCAAUCUGCUGUUCGUUUUGCCAGAUUAAGGAUGGAGAAGAGACAUAAUUAUAUUAGAAAGGUUGCCGAGGUUGCCGUUCAAAACUUCAUCACUAACGAUAAAGUCAAUGUUGCCGGUUUGAUUCUUGCCGGUUCGGCCGAUUUCAAGAAUGAGUUGAAUAGAUCUGAUUUGUUCGAUCCAAGAUUACAGGAUAAAGUUAUCAAGAUUGUCGAUGUUUCUUACGGAGGUGAGAAUGGUUUCAACCAGGCCAUUGAACUUUCGGCAGAGACAUUGUCUAAUGUCAAGUUUAUUCAGGAGAAGAAACUUAUCAACAGCUUUUUCGAUGAAAUUUCGCAGGAUACUGGUAAAUUCUGUUAUGGUAUCGAUGAUACAUUAAAGGCGCUGGAGUUGGGUGCAUGCGAUGUGAUCAUUGUCUGGGAAGGAUUGACAACCGUCAGAUACACUUUGAAGAAUGCUGACGGAGAAGAAGUCAUUAAGAACAUUAAUCCAGAUACUCCAAAAGACGAAUUUUUGAAAGAUUCGGAUGGAUCUGAAAUGGAAAUCGUGAGCGAGAAGCCUUUCUUAGAGUGGCUCGCAGAGAGUUAUAAAGAUUAUGGUACAACCUUGGAGUUUGUUACUGACCGUUCUUCAGAAGGUGCCCAAUUUGUUAAAGGUUUCGGUGGUAUUGGUGCUAUGUUGAGAUAUAAGGUCAACUUUGAGCAGUUGAUAUCUGAUGACGAGUACUACAGCGAUAGUGAUAGUGAUGAAUAUGGAUUUUAA